CCUGCCUUUCCGCCCUGCGUUGCCCUGUGGCAAGCUUUCCUGGCCAUAGCUUAUGCAUGGACCAGCCCUGGUACCACGGAUGGUCUUGGGCGAUGAUGUGGUCUGGGUCUUGAAGUCAUCGUGAAAGCAGCUCUAGAAUCUGACGAUGGACCCAUCAAGGCAAUCACGCGGCCAUCAUAUUUUUCUGAUUCCUUCUAUUUUCGGAUGUCUUGUGCGACAGUUGGAGAUAUGCGGUUUCGACGGGUCGUUGUCCGUUGGUCUUCUCCAGGUCUAUAAACCCCAGGUUCUCCUACCAAGACAAUGGGGAUCCGACGAUAUUCUCUAUAGCCAUCGCGCCCCUGUGGUAGCCAAAGACUUUUUCACUUUGCGUGCACAGUUGAUUUCCAUUCCGUUUUCGUCCUUUAUACCUUAAUCUUUAAUUUAAUAAUCUUGCACGCACCAUCGCCAUGCGUUCUGUAUUGUGCCGGUCGCUAUCGGCUCUGGCCCCAG
Aspergillus vadensis CBS 113365 is the source of this 489-nucleotide messenger RNA. RefSeq lists its product as uncharacterized. The record is from RefSeq and is a predicted model, not a curated record. NCBI's taxonomy places the organism in Eukaryota, Fungi, Ascomycota, Eurotiomycetes, Eurotiales, Aspergillaceae. The transcript has a single exon. The coding region runs from base 146 to 412 and encodes 88 amino acids.